Herpailurus yagouaroundi (jaguarundi) is the source of this 7094-nucleotide messenger RNA. It is a transcript of the gene FAM186A, whose product is annotated as family with sequence similarity 186 member A. Lineage: Eukaryota; Metazoa; Chordata; Mammalia; Carnivora; Felidae. The coding region runs from base 1 to 7041 and encodes 2346 amino acids. The record is from RefSeq and is a predicted model, not a curated record. The transcript has 9 exons.
AUGCCUGCUGGGAAAAUCACUCAACUUUUCAAUAUAGUUAUCAAAAUGCAAAGUGGGAUAGACACUGAUUCUGAAUCAGACAAAGAAGUAGUGGAUUCCACCAUCACGUCCAUAAAAGCCCUGUAUAAAUCAGAGGUCCCUAAGCUGGAGAUCCCACUGGCAGUGCAGAAUGUCAUCUCUAGAAUUGAGCACGCACAGCUUUGUCGAGCCAGAGAGGACAUUAAUAUGCAACUGGCUGACAUACUGUUCAAUGUGCAGCGAAUAAUCAAUCACUACACUGUUGAUGAGAAUGUGCACUCUGGAAGGAAAAUCUCCCUUCCAGAACAUAAGAAAUGGAGAAUAAAUUUCCUGGAUAAAAUAGUUACUUAUGUUAAGAACAGUGAAAUUAGAGAAAAGACUCUUUUGCACAUCCUGGUCUGGUUGGAAGAAUGGAAUGCCAUUUUGUCUGAGAUGACUGCAAUUGAUAUUGAGGAACACCAUCACUGGAGAGCAAAAAUGGAGUUUUUACCGGAAAUGUACAAAGCUAUUGAGAGCAAUGUCAAGAUACUGAGUAGAAUUAGUGUAUCUUUAUUUGAAGAAAAGAAGAGACAAAAGAAAAAAAUGACAUCUAGAGGUACUCUAUGGAAAUCUUGGAAAGAAAGGGUUAUAAAGCGACCUGCAACAGCUCAUGCUUUAAGACCAGAUCAGAUGAUUAGUGAUGAAUUUGCAACAAAUACAAAGGUUUCAGAAAUCCAAGAUAUGCUACAGGAACUCAUAAACACUGCAAUGUUCAAUAAAUUGGAAAACAAUGCUAUUAAAUAUAUAUCAUCAACAAUAGUAAACCUUUCUAAAGCUUUGAAUACACUAAAUGAUGAAGUAAAAGUUUUUACCCUCCAAAGCGCUAAUAUGUAUAUAAAUGAGACAAGUGAAAAAGAAAAAGAGCUCUCUCUGAAAAUAAUACGAGAUCUCAGUGAACAAAAUGAAAUACUUCAGCAGAAACUUCAAGAUGCAGAAGAAAAAUAUGAACAAUUUAUUUGGUCCAAAGGUAUUGUAGAGCAACAACUACCUACAGCAUUACCCACAUCAACCUUGAAAGCGUUGCCUGAGCUUUCUCCACAAUCAUCCAUUGCCAUUAGCAAAACUGACAUAGAAGACAGUAUGGAAAAUAUUUUGACUAAAGAAUUUGAAAACAUUAUAGACGAGGCCCAAACACAAGAGACCAAAGCCUCGGGGAUCCAGUGGGACUCAGCAUUUUCAUAUACAGCCCCAGCUGAAAUGACCCCAGAUUUAAUUGAACAGCAAUACCCUUUACCUGAAAAAAAACAAAAAGAGUCUUCUGAAGGUAUCACUGAAGAUAAGGUGUCACUGAAGAAAGAUGAUGACCAGUAUCAAUCACGGAAGAAAAAGCAAAUUAAAGGCUCAUCUAUGGAUGAGACCUCUGGAUCACAUCUGAGUGAUGAUAAAGGUAAACAGAAAGAGACCGAACUUGAUCAUGACUUGGAGCUACAGGCACUGGAAAAGAAUAGAAAAGAAAUGAAAUUGUUUUCUGAAGCCAAACCAAAGUCAUUCGCAGAAUCAAAAAGUCGCUAUGUCCCUACUGAUUACCUUUCUACUGACACAAAAAGACAAAGUGGCAAAAGUGGAACAGGUAGUAUGUGGGAAAGACUCAGGAAGGUCAAACCUGAAUAUUCACAUGACAAAAGCCAGAUUUCUUCAGAGAAUAAAGAAGAACCCACCACUGAGUCAAUGGACAAAGAGAGCAAAAGUGAGAUGAGUAGCCAAGCAGAGCAAUUCAAAUUGACUGAACUUGGUUAUUCCUCUGAGAAAAUGAAAACAAAAGGGAAGAAACGUCAGAUCUCUCCAAGAACCACCACAAGCAAAGAGGGAAAAACUGAGGAUAUCAUAGUCUUAGCCAAGAAAUUCAAGUCUCCUGAACUUGUUAAAUCACAAUCUAGGAUAGCAAAAGAGACUUCAGAAUCUACCAGAGUUCUAGAAAGCCCAGAUGGCAAAAGUGAAGAGAGUAACCUAGAAGAAUUUCAAAAAGCUAUAAUGGCUUUCCUAAAUGAGAAAAUUGAUAACAUAGGAAAGCCUUUGGAUAAAAAGGCUGUGCCAAAAGAGGAGUUAUUAUUAAAAACAGCAGAGGUCAAAAAAUUAGAAAUCAUAAAGGCAAAAAUGGAGGAAUACUUCCAAACUGUGGCUGAAACUGUGGCAAAAAUCUUGAGAGAAUACAAAGACAUAAAAAAUGCAGGACAAGUUGGAGAGAAACCUAUGAAACGAAAAAAGGAAGUCUCAUUUAUGCCAGGAUUGCAUUUUCAGAAGCCAAUUAGUGCAAAGGCUGAAAUUAGCACCUUACUCUCAUCUAAGAGCAUGGACCCAUUAAUUGACAAUUUAAUACAAAUGAUCUUGACUGAAAUAGAAGGUGAAAGAGAUGCUCCAGUAGCCUCAACAGUAGGGAGAGACCACAAGGAAAAGGAAAAACAGAGGUGGGAUGAAUAUUUGCAAGAAGGUCAAGAAAAAGUAUUUGGUGAGGGUCUCAAACACCAUUUGCAAGAGGAAGGGAGUUUCUGGAAGAAGAGCCAUGAGCUGAUAAGUAAAAAAUUGGAGAAGGAAGAGUCAUGGCUCCAAAUGAAGGAGAGAAAGCAGAGGCAACAGAAGCAGAAAUGGUGGCAGGAAGAGGAAGCAUGGAAGGAACAACAAAAACAGACUGAGCAAGAUGACGAGCAAAUGCAAAGAAAAGAGAAAGGAUAUCAGAAGCCAAAACAGCAGCAGCUGGAGGCAUGGAAUCAAGAAAUGGAAGAACAAUUGGUACCCCUGGAGGAGGAGGAGGAGGAGCAGAUGAGGCCAGUUCAGAAGGAACUGAGACACCCGAAGCUAGAAAUAAAUAGGGAGAAAGAAGAGAAGCAGAAGCCAAGGAGAAACAUAGAAGACCAUGGAAGGCAGAAGCAGAAAAAGACAAAGGAUCAGAGGAAGAUCAAUGAGAAAAGUUCUGACACACUAGAAAAGAUGUUCAGCCAAACUUCAGUGACGGUGUCUCCCAAAUGGAAGAGCAUACCGAAAGUAGCAUCCCAGUUACACCAAAGAAAAGUGUUCCAUGGACAUCUGAAGACAUUAGAAAAUUUUGCUGAUGGAAAGCACCCUAUACCAAUCACUCCUUCUCCAUCGACACAAUCGCCAUCACCUGGGGCCUUUCCAAUUUCUGGACAGUCUCCCACAAAGACCCUCACUCUAACUCCUCAACAGGCCUGGAGGCCUGGAGAACUGGAGAUCACUAUCACCCCUCAAAAGACCAAAGAACCAGGCAUCACUGUGGCCCCAGAACAGGCCCAGGCACUGGGGAUCAGUCUUACCCCUGAGCAGGCCCAGGAAAUGAGCAUCACUGACACUCUUCAAAAGGCAUUGGGGAUCACUGUCACUCCUCAACAGGCUCAGGCACUUGGGAUCCCUCUCACUCCUGAGCAGGCCCAGGCACUCAGGACCACUGUCACUCCUCAGCAAGCCAAGGCACAAGGGAUCACUCUCACCCCUCAGCAGGAACAGGCACUGGGGAUCACUUUCAUACCUGAGCAGACCCAUGAACUGGGGUUCACCUUCACUGAUAAGCAGGCACAGGCACAUGGGAUCACUCUCACCCCCAAGCAGGCCCAGGAAUUGGGGAUCACCCUCACUUAUGAGCAGGCCCAGGCACUGGGGACCACUGUUAUUCCUCAGCAAUCUCAGUCACAGGGGAUCACGCUCACCCCCGAGCAGGCCCAUGAACUGGGGUUCACCUUCACCGAGGAGCAGACCCUGGCACAGGGGAUCACUCUCACCCCUGAAAAGGCCCAGGCACUGGGGAUCACUCUGACCCCUCAGCAGGCACAGGCAGGGGGGAUCACUCUCACCCCUCAGCAGGCCCAGGCACAGGGGGUCACUCUCACCCCUGAGCAGGCCCAGGCACAGGGGGUCACUAUGACCCUGGAGCACACCCAGGCACAGGGGAUCCCUCUCAUCCCUGAGCAGGCCCAGGCCCAGGCCCAGGCAAUCACUCUGACCCCUCAGCAGGCCCAAGCACUGGGGAUCACUCUGACCCCUCAGCAGGCCCAGGCACAGAGGAUCACUCUGACCCCUCAGCAGGCACAGGCACGGGGGAUCACUCUCACCCCUGAGCAGGCCCAGGCAAUCACUCUGACCCCUCAGCAGGCCCAGGUACUGGGGCUCACUCUGACCCCUCAGCAGGCACAGGCAGGGGGGAUCACUCUGACCCCUCAGCAGGCCCAGGCACAGGGGAUCUCUCUCACCACUGAGCAGGCCCAGGCACUGGGGAUCACUCUGACCCCUCAGCAGGCACAGGCACGGGGGAUCACUCUCACCCCUGAGCAGGCCCAGGCAAUCACUCUGACCCCUCAGCAGGCCCAGGCACUGGGGAUCUCUCUCACCCCUGAGCAGGCCCAGGCACAAGGGAUCACUCUGACCCCUCAGCAGACCCAGGCACAGGGGAUCACUGUGACCCCUGAGCAGGCAGAGGCACUGGGGAUCACUCUCACCCCUGAGCAGGCACAGGCACUGGGGAUCACUCUCACCCCUGAGCAGUUCAAGGCAUUGCUGGUCACCCUCAGCCCUGAGAAAUGCCAGGGCUUGGGUUUCAUACACACCCUUGAGAAAGUUCAUGCAUGGGAGUCUCCUCUCACUGCAUCACAGGCCCAGAAAUUGGGUGUCCCUAUCACUCCAGAAAAUGCCUGGGUCCCAGCUGUCACUCUUAGCCCUGAACAGACCCAGGCUUUGGGUGCCCCUCUCUCCUUAGAACAGGCUCAAGCAUUAGGUAUUUCUCUCUCUCCAGAACACUUCUGGGAAUCAGAUAAAUCAGACAAAUCCCAUGUCUUAGGAUUUCCCCUUACCCUUGAGCAAGUCCAGCCUUUGGGAGCUCCCUUCAUUCCAGGGCAAUCCCAUCCCAUUGGGGUAGAUGACCUAAAAUCAAGAGCACCUCUCAUUAAUGAACAGCUCUCACCACUUGGUGUCCAUCCUCUUUUAGAACAUACCCUGAAAGUUGGGAUUGUGCCUGUUACUGAUAAAUCUGUCACACCAAGUGCUCCUCACAUUUCUAAGAAGUUACCCACAUUGGAUCCUUCCAGUCUUAGAUCACUUCAAAAAUUGAAGGCUUCUGUCCUUCCUAGGCAAUCCCCAGCAUCUGCUGCUAUUGCUGAGAAAUCCUCUGCAUUGGAGGUCUCUCCUAUUCCUUUGCAGAUAUCACAGUCUCCUCUCUCCCAAGCCCCUGGUAAAUCACUAGGAGUGAGAAUUCGUUCUGAGCCUGGAAAACUCCUUGCACCACAGACUUUUCCUUCCUCUAAACAGACCCUGUUUUCUAAAGGUCAAUCCACCUCUGUUGAGUUUGUAGCACCAGAGGUCCCACUGACUCCUGAGAAAUUUCCCAUAGCUGAGACCCUGCCAACUUCAGGGCAGCCUCUUACACUGGAGACCCUUCUCGGCCUUCAGCAGUUCUUUUCCUCUUGGGGCUCUAGGACUCCUCAGCUACCUCUGAUAUCAGAAGCCCCUCUGGUCUCCAGGCAGCCCCCUAUAUCUGGAGUCCCACUCACCUCUGCACAGAUUCCUGAUCUCUUGGCUCCUCUUUCUCCUAGGAAGCCCUUGGUUCCUGGAACGUCUUCCAUCCAUGGGGAGCUCCUGGAACCUAGACCCUUAAUACUCUCUGAGCAGCCCCAGGCAUUCCAGCCCGCUGCUACCUGUGAUCAAUCUCGCUAUCUACAAGCCCCUUCUCCCCUUGGGCAGCGUCAAGCUUCCCCACUGUGGAUCCCUCCCACCCCUGGGCAUCUUCCAACAUUAUGGACCUCUCCAACUCCUGGAAAGCCCCUGAAAGAUUUGUCCUCUUCUGUCUCCAAGAAAAGUAAGGAAAGAUUGGCAAUUAUUUCUUCUCUGAAACCUAAUUCAGCAUUUGUUCAUCCCAGUGCUACUGAUUUCAAGGUAACUCAAGCCCCUUUCACCACUAAGAAGUUCCAAAUAUCAGAGGUGUCUGACACUUUGGAAGAAAUCCCGAUAUGCCAUGAUCCUAUUGCCAUGGAACAAUUUAGAACAUUUCAGUCCUAUCUCACCAAUUACAGGACACCAGUAUCACAAACCCCUUACAUUCCGACUCUCAUGAAGCCUAUAACAUCACUACCCUCUCUUACAACUAAACUACCCAAAACAUCACAGAUCUCAUCUUCUGAAUGGGACCAGAAAUCCAAGUUCUCCCCUAUAGACAAGUCCUGGAUACUGACUUCAGUUUCAGGUACCAAGAAACCCAAGAUGCUGGUGCCCCCUUCCACUCCCCAAGAGCUCAAAGAGCAGAGAUAUUUUGUUGAUGUAGAGGCUCAGAGAAAGAACCUGAUACUCUUAAAUCAGGCCACAAAAGCUUCUGGACUUCCUUCACAACUACACACAACAGCUAGGAAUGUCAUAAUUGAGACACUUCAUACGGACACAGUUCAGCUGGGAUACUUAUUCCACAAGUACAUUGCUUACAGGCUGAUCCAGCGUGCAAGAAACAACCUAAUCAGGCGAUUACAAGUGAUCAAAAACACCGGGAAAGGUUAUGAAACCCGGAACCUCUACAUAAUGCUGAGCAGAAUUGAUGAGUACCAGAAAAAGGUGAUGCAGGUCUGGACCAACAAGCAGAAGUCUUUAGAGCAGAAACGGAAUCAGUGCCUGAGGAAAAUGAUAUUCCUAUUUAGCCAGCUUCAACAGACAUAUAGAUUGAAUCUUAGUCAACCUAUCCCUUGCAUCAUCGACAAAAAGCAGAUACCUGCCUCUACCAAAUCUGUUCAACAAUCAUUCCUAGAGCUGCUAAUAGAAGAAGACAGAAAGUCUGACACAUUGAAGAAAUUUCGACAAGAAGACCAAAUGGAAGCCAUCUGGAAUGCUGAUCUGUCAACUUCAAGCUACCCAGUAACAGAGAAGACAUCAAUACAUUCACUCUGGGCCCAGCUGGGUGGGUACCCAGAUAUUCCUAUGCUACUCCAGUUAGACGUUCAAUCUACCUUCAGAAAAUCUCUUGGAUCCAUUAAAUCACAGUUUAAGAAGAUUCCCAAGUGACUGUAAAAUUAAAUACAAGCAUGUUGAAAGUAAAUUUCAAAGUUACAGUAGAA